CUUUAUCCCAAAUCCAGGGCACAAGAUCCCAUCCAUGCGCACCGCCCUUCCGCCUCAUCGUCGGAUUGCAGGUUAACGGCCAGGUUGGAGAGAUAUUGUGCAACGCAGGCCCUCCCACCUCUUCCUCACUAUGCGGCCAAUUUGAUUGCUUUGCUCGACGCUGUCCUCCACAAUCUUCCCUCUCUCUCCAGUCGCUGCCGGUGCGCAGGCUGGAAGAAAUUUCCAAUCUCACUCCUGCUGCCCGCCGGCGUCCUCCCUACCACCCUCGAACCUCGUCGGCCAGCCUGGAAUCCUCCAGAUGUCCUACCCAUAUCCUAUCCCUCCCACUCCGAGAGUUAUCUCGCCCUCCCCUACCCCUUCCGAGUCCUCCGAGCGCCAGGACUCCUAUUUCGCUCCCGUCACACGAUCGGCCGCCAAAGCCCAGCGCCAACGGUCCCCUCAACCAGAUCCCAUAAACGAAGAGAAGGAUGGCUCUGGCUCCGACUCGAGCUUGGAGAAACGGGCCAGAGCGCGCUCCAGGAGUCCCGUCUUGACCACCACCACCCGCCACAUGAACGGCUCGGCAAAUGCCAGCAAGAGGAGACGCAUGAGCGGCCUGACUUCGAUAAAGCCAGUCGCUAAAUCAGAGCCUCUAACAAAUGGCACGAUCCCGUACCCACAGUCAAAUGGCCAUCUUUCACCCUACGACCGAGUCAAGAAAUCCUGGCGAGAAUUCUCUCGCUCCCCUUCACCGCUCGGUUUGAUCCCGCUCCACCGCCAUUACCGAACUUUGAUCCACAAGCAUGAAAUCCCCCGGAAGGUCCUGCACGUCUCGAUUGGGUUCUUCACCUUACGAUUAUACAUGACAGGUGUGCAGACCUGGGCUAUAACACCAUGGCUGCUGGGUGCCCUUGCCAUUAUCGCUCCGACCGACGUCCUCCGACACCACUCUGAACGAUUUAAUAGAUUCUACAUCUCAGUGCUGGGCGCUCUGAUGCGUGAGACCGAGGUGGACGGAUACAACGGCGUUAUUUGGUAUUUGGUUGGCGCAUACGUCGCGUUGCGAUUCUUUCCGAAAGAUAUCGGCGUCAUGUCGAUCCUUCUGUUGUCUUGGUGCGAUACUGCCGCCAGCACCUUUGGUCGGCUGUAUGGACGUUAUACUAUCCGUCUGCGGAAAGGCAAGUCUCUGGCAGGCUCCCUUGCCGCUUUCCUCAUCGGUGUCCUCGUCGCCCUCUUCUUCUGGGGCUACCUGGCUCCAAGAACCGGCCCGUUCGCCGACGACCCUAUCGACCCAUACAUGUUCCAAAACCGCCUGACCCUCCCUGCAAAAGUGAAGGAAUUUCUAGGCUGGGAGCCGGAUCAGGGAGUCAUUGUCGGUAACGCUGCGCUCGCAGUCAUGAGUAUUUGCACCGGGAUUAUCGCCAGUGUCAGCGAGUUUAUAGAUCUAUGGGGAUGGGAUGACAAUCUGACGAUUCCACUCCUCAGCAGUGCUGGCCUUUGGUUGUUUUUGAGCGCUUUUGGAUAAUCCAGUUUUUACGCCGCGGCGGGACAGUGGCGCAUGGAUAGGAGAAUUUUCUCUUCUCAAGGCGGUUCUUGUCGGCCUAUUACGAAGAAAAUAAUUGAAUAUAAUGACGGCCUCACGCAGAGUUCUGUGCUCUUUGAUUGCUAGACGAAUCCAGUCGCCUGUCC
Messenger RNA from Cladophialophora immunda, 1668 nucleotides. RefSeq lists its product as uncharacterized. The transcript has a single exon. Gene Ontology annotation, molecular function: ATP-dependent diacylglycerol kinase activity. The coding region runs from base 299 to 1504 and encodes 401 amino acids. Gene Ontology annotation, cellular component: endoplasmic reticulum membrane. The record is from RefSeq and is a predicted model, not a curated record. Lineage: Eukaryota; Fungi; Ascomycota; Eurotiomycetes; Chaetothyriales; Herpotrichiellaceae. Gene Ontology annotation, biological process: phosphatidic acid biosynthetic process.